AUGUCCCAUUACUUUCCUUGCAAUCCCCUUCUACUGGCUCUCCUUCUUUCCUGCACCAUCUACACAUUUGCUCCUAGCGUAUGGAUUGUUGCAUCGAGAGCUUGUAUACAAGAUCAAUCAUUAGCGCUUCUUUUUAUUUUUUCUCUUCUACUUUAUUAUGCCUAUAUAUGCACGUUGAGUUCUUGUUCUAAGCUAUACGCUAUGAUCUCCAUAGUGAAAAGCUUAAAAAUAUCAGCAGAUUUGGGGCAUAGUUUAGGUGGCUUUUCUUCAUUUUUGAAUCCAUCUCGUUUCCGUCUCUACAGUAAAUGCCUCUUUGUCUCAGUGACUCCGUGUCGCCCAUCUGGAUUACCAUUUGUCUUCGAUGGAGCCUGA
Molecule: messenger RNA, 372 nt
Organism: Dujonia railenensis
Lineage: Eukaryota; Fungi; Ascomycota; Pichiomycetes; Serinales; Debaryomycetaceae
Source: the annotation of a GenBank genome assembly